UGUGGCUCAAGUGUAAAGUACUCUCAGUGGUUGCUAUGAAUUUGCUAUAGACAUGUAGCAAAGUAGAAGAGUCACAUAUAAAUUCAGUCCAUUUAUAUUCUGCAGUGUUAAAAACUUGUCCACAGAACUGAGAAAAAGACCGAGGCAAACCAGACAAAAGCUUCAGAUGAGCUCUAGAGCUUCCACUAAGACAGCAGUAGCAGUAACUACUGUUUGCUGCAUUCAGUGUUUGUGUUUUCUUUUUUUCUAAAUGCUAAUCAUGCAAGAUGGGUGGGAUCUUAAAGUGUCCCUAGUGGAAGUUGCCUUAAGGAAUUUUAAUGACCUUUAAUUGCUCCGCUGUUCCUCUCGGCCACAAUAUCCACAUCAAGACUGAGCAGGUCAGAGGAUCAUUUCUACAGACGGGACAACCAGGUAGGUCUCUAUGAUUCUCUUAGCAAAGCUGUAUUAACAAGAUGACUUGCUUUGGUAGAGAAAGAUUAACCCACUUCCAGGCCAGUCCCAAACAUGAUGGACUGAUAGAUUACUGUAGCGACAUUAAGGGUCAUUAAGCUGUCUCCACAACUUCCUCAAGAGAAACAACAAGGUUCUCCAUUUAGUCAAAGAGCAACUCUUUUACAGAUCAAGAACUGGUCAGAAUGGAAGUGAAGGUGUCUGUCAAAGGCAUCCCACGUGUUGUGUGUGGAGUUACUGAGGAGACAACGUGCCAAGACAUGGUACUAGUUUUGGCUCAAUCUCUUAGGCAGCCAGGACGCUACGCCUUGCAAGAGAAGUUCAAAGACUUUGAGCGGUGCAUGACCCCCGAUGAACGACUUCUGGAGACAUUGAAGAAAUACGGCGAGCAGGCCAAGGAGGUCCAGCUCAGUCUCCAACACGGUGGGGUCUCCGCUUGGGAUGAAAUGGGCAAAGUGAAAGUUGGCAGAUACCAGCCUUGUCCGCCACUGAGACGGAAAGACGUUGGGUCUAAAAUGCGGAGAGGCAGCGGUUCCCUAAGCUUGCACCGCCAAAGCUUGCCUCCAUUGACCUGUUUGAGAGAAGAGGCCGAGCAGAAAAAAGACGCCCUGAAGACGCCUAGAAGAAAGUCUCUGACUCUCAUGGAGGAAGCCUGGGAAUGGCUGGAAAGUCUUGGCAAAGGAAAGGUCUAUAAUACGACGUGUGACAAGCCAAGGAAGAAGAGGAUUGAUAAAAGGGGACGGGCCUCUUUGGAUUUGUCCCUUUUUGUCACAAAAGAACAUCAAGAUCAAAGCAGCAGAGGUACAGACAAAGGUCAGAAAAGUUCAAAAUCAGACUUCGACCAAACAUCCUGCUGCAUCAGUAAUCAGACCAAGCAGAAAAGCAGGCGCUCAAAGAACACCCAAGAGGUCAAAUCUAACUUGACCACCUCAAUCUGCGCAGCGGCAACCGAAGAUGAGAAAAAUCGUCUUAGAGACUCAAUUAUAUAUCAGCUGCUAUGCUUGCAGGAUUUACAAGUCCAGAUAACAAACACAGACAAACAGACUUUGGACCUCGAGCAGAAGCAGAAAGCCAAAAGAGCUGAAGAAGAAGUCCAGGAGAGGUUUGUGGCUGAGGAGAUGGAAUACAUCAAAUUUUGGGAGAAUGAACUGAAAGCUGAGGAGAGUUACGAGAAAGAUUUGCAGCGUCAGUUCCUCGAGAUGAGAGCCAAGGCUGCAGAUUGCAAAGCUAAACUGGAGGAGUACAGGCGCAAAAUGCAGGGCUUGGAUUUUUUUGGCAAUCUGAACAUUGCUCAAGAAGACCAGAGGGUUUUAGAAGCUCAUGAAAAAGUCACAACCAAGAUAUUCAACAGCUCAAAAAAGGAAGAAAAUCUGGAAGGAUCCAAGUCCAGUGUGGAAUUAAACGUCAACAGGAAGUUCCUGCCCAAAGAAGAGCACAGCACUCCUCAUGCUCUAGUUCCUCCAAAUCAGAUAAGAGAGCGGCGGCCCACGGGACCCACCGAGCUGAGGGAGUGGUGGAAGCGUUGGUCAGAAGCUCAAAAGGCUCAACUCCAGGAUGAAAGGAAGGUGAUCCACCGCUCUGAGCUCACCAUUUACCUGAGGAGUACCAGGGUUUAGGACCAGCUCACAACAAUCCAUACUCCUGUUUGCGACAUCACCAAGAGAUAGAGAUCUCCACCAGGACAUCUUCAAUGAACCAGUGACAUUAUUCUGCUUUCACUGCUACAAUAUUAUCCUUCACAUAACAGGUUCAUGUUUACACUCUAAAAGCUUUAUUUCAACUGCCAUUCUUCGUGCACCUGGAACUUUGUGCAUCACCAAACAUAACCGAUUCUCUAAUUUUACUUGUACUUUGUAUCCAGUACUUUCUGAAUCUGUUGGGUUACGGAUUAAAAGGAGUGAAUUUUAUAAAGAGCGCUUUCUUGAUAAUACAAGUGUGUAUUAAUAAGCCCCAGUUAAGGCUCAAAUGUACAAAAAAAUACAGUACAAUUUAAACUAUGUUCUCAGGUUAUCUUUGAUAUUAAAUCCUGUAUUAUGAAAUAUUUAAAAAUAAAAAUCAACUCUAAGAUAGCAAAUAUUCCAGAACUGUGAAAGUAUCUGAAAAUAAGUUUUUAUAUACUAAUUUUACAUUUAAUUUCAACCAUUUCCAAGUCUUAAUUUUCACAUUGCAUUGUGUAGAUUCUCAUUUCAUUUACAGCAAGUAUUUGCAUGGUAUGAAAAUAUUCUCCUGCGUAUAGCUUUUGGUUGCACGGGUCAUUCAGUCACCACAAGGUGGGGCUGCAGUGC
Molecule: messenger RNA, 2735 nt
Organism: Poecilia reticulata (guppy)
Lineage: Eukaryota; Metazoa; Chordata; Actinopteri; Cyprinodontiformes; Poeciliidae
Gene: rassf11
Product: Ras association domain family member 11
Source: RefSeq, a predicted model, not a curated record